GUAUAAAGCUCUUGAACUGAAUACCUGGAGUCCUCUCCAGACCUCAGUGCAGGGAUUUUGAACUUGCAGUAGUUCCAGCCUUUUCCCCUCUGUCCGUUUUGAUUCUAUCCCACUUCUGACACCAUGUCUAUUACCGACCUAAACGGCACCUGGAAGUCGGCUGGGAAUGAGAAUCUAGAUGCCUACCUUGAGGCUACAGGGUGCCCUAAGGAGUACUUCGACACCGUAAAAAGCGGCACGCUGACCUACGAGUUCUCGCAGGACGGGGACACCGUGACGUGCAAGGCCAGCUCCACGUCAGCCGGGCCCGACCAGCCGGCACACACCAACACCUUCAAGCUCGGGCAGGAGUACGAGGACGUCGGGAUCGACGGGCAGAAGCGCAAGGCCACUGUGACGUUUGCAGGCGGGAAGCUGACCUACAGCUACCCUGACUUUGACGGGAAGGGGACAAAAGGCACCAUGGUGAAGGAGGUGUCGGGCGGCAAACUCACGGAGACUGUGUCCAUUGGUUCCGUCACGGCCAAGGUCUUCUACACCAAAUAGACGGCCUGACCGCAUCCAAACGCAAAGGACGACAACCUACACAGUAAAGCGGAUUGUGUGGCUUACUCAUUCAGCAAUGAUCAUUUAAUAGUUAUCGCCCAUAAUAGUUGUUUUUGUUCACUUAAAACUAGAUUUACAUUCCGUAUCACAUGUGCUAAGAACACUUGUAUUGCGCUAAUAGAGAGGUCAAGAGGCAUUUUUUUAACUUGAUUAAAUAUAUAUGUGUUGAAUUUGGU
Branchiostoma belcheri (Belcher's lancelet) is the source of this 782-nucleotide messenger RNA. RefSeq names its product bilirubin-inducible fluorescent protein UnaG-like. Lineage: Eukaryota; Metazoa; Chordata; Leptocardii; Amphioxiformes; Branchiostomatidae. Gene Ontology annotation, molecular function: fatty acid binding. The record is from RefSeq and is a predicted model, not a curated record. Gene Ontology annotation, biological process: fatty acid transport. The transcript is spliced from 4 exons. The coding region runs from base 124 to 546 and encodes 140 amino acids. Gene Ontology annotation, cellular component: nucleus; cytosol.